This is a messenger RNA of Momordica charantia (bitter melon), 1157 nucleotides long. Its product is annotated as putative transcription factor bHLH086. Gene Ontology annotation, molecular function: DNA-binding transcription factor activity; protein dimerization activity. Gene Ontology annotation, biological process: regulation of DNA-templated transcription. The record is from RefSeq and is a predicted model, not a curated record. Lineage: Eukaryota; Viridiplantae; Streptophyta; Magnoliopsida; Cucurbitales; Cucurbitaceae.
UGAGUACUUUUAAAGCACUCUUUUUUUCCUUUAGUUCCUUCUUCUCUAUCAAUGGCACUCGCAAACUCAGCUGUACAAGAAGUCGAUGGCAUGAAGACUUUAGCCAUGGCAACCCAUGAGAAUCCAAAUAGUAACUCGGUCUUUCGAAACCCGAGUUACCAACUCGAUCAUCAUCAUCACCACCAGGGAUCUCAAUCUCUCAUCAACUUCAAGUGUGGGAUUGACAAUCUUCUCCACAAGAAUAAUAAUAACAACAACGAAUCCUUGCUGAGCUUUGAGCCACAAGACACCUUCCAUUGGGUUGAUCAGCAGCAGCGUUUGAUGGACGAUCCCAAUUGCAGCUUCCAAACAGCUACAAACUACAGCCCUUCAAAAGACAAUAAUAAAACUGCAGCUGGAGAUAAUCAUAAUGAUGGCAGCUCAGUGUAUGAAUGGCUUUAUUCUGAACCAACUUCUUCUGUUUCUGAUGCCAUUCAUGAGGCUGAAGCAGCUCAAGAGAUAGCCAAUCAAAAGCGAUCUCUUAUGGUAGAGAGCAGUGGGGGUGUUUGUAAGAAGCGAUGUACUAGUGCAACAACUAAGAAACAGAAACCCAAAUCAUCUGCAGCAGCCAAGGAUCCACAGAGCAUUGCAGCCAAGAAUCGACGAGAGAGGAUUAGCGAGCGGCUGAAGAUACUCCAAGAAUUGGUUCCCAAUGGCUCCAAGGUUGAUUUGGUAACCAUGUUGGAGAAAGCAAUUAGUUAUGUCAAAUUUCUUCAGCUACAAGUGAAGAUCCUGGCGACGGAUGAAUUUUGGCCAGUUCAAGGUGGGAAAGUUCCUGAUAUUUCCCAAGUUAAGGAAGCCAUUGAUGUCAUUCUUUCAUCUCAAAGGGAAAGAAGCUCAAGCUCAAUCAGUGAAAAGUGAUGAUAAAAUUGCUGCCUUCAGUAGAUAAAAUUUAAAAAGAAGAAUUAUAGUUUCUUAAUAAUUCAAACCCAUGCACCAAUUUAAUAAACGAUUCUGAUAGAAGAGGAAAAAGAAAAAGAAAAAAAUUUGUUUUUGAAUGUCAGCAAUUAAUUGCUCCCUAUAACACAAGAUUGGGAGCAGAAAUCAAUGCUGCUCUUUUUUUUUUUUUUUGUAAGCUGGAAAAAUGUUGUUCUAGCUAGUUAUUCAUUCAAUGAAGG